GCUGGCUUGCCUCGCUGCACGGGAAGGAGGGGGCUGCUGGCGCCGCCUUACGUAACCUGCUCCUCCGGCGGGUCUCUCACCAGGCAGCGAAGUGCGCGCGGGGCGGGGGGGGGGGGGCGGCCGGCUGCCAGGGUGCGCCUCUGCCUCCCCCCUCGCCCGCCCUUGUCCCCAAGUGCUCUCUCCGCCCCCGCCUCCUGCAGCCCCCGGCUUCUGACGUGCGUGUGUGAGAGCGCAGAGAGCCCCCCCGCCAUGCCUGCCGGAGGGGCGUGGUCUGAGGAGGAGGGGGCGGGGCUUCGACCCAUCUUUAUAGGAGGCGGCGGCUCUGGCCGCGGGAAAAGCAGCGGAGCGAGCGCCAGCAGCAGCAGCAGCAGCACCGCCGCCGCCUCCUCGCCCGACCCGACCUCCGCAGCGCAGUGCCUGUGGCCGGACUCCUGGCGGAGGCAAAAGGCCGCCAGCGCGACACGACGCAUCGUGACUGCCUCCGCCCCACAAGCAGCGGCAUUCCCCGGAGCUGCGCAGCCCAGUAACGAAGCCCCCAUGAAGCUGGAGAGUCCCAGUGCCGACCCUCGGCUGGAGUUCACGGUCGCCACCGAGAAGGAGUUUGAGGAGGUCCUGGCCAUGUCCAAGGGCAUCUAUGGGGGUCUCGACUACCUCCCCAGCCGCUACCACUCCUGGAUCCGCGAGCCCAACCGCACCGUCGUGCUGGCCAAGAAGAACGGAGCUGUGAUUGGGCUCCAGUCUGUCUUCGUCAUAGAUGCUGGGGAGACGGCCCUGGUGGAGGGGCUGCGGGUGGCCCCCUGGGAGCGCGGCAAGGGGGUGGCUGGCCUGCUGCAGCGCUUCUGCGCCCAGAUGGUGAAGGAGAAGCACCCCAGCGUCAAGGUGUCCCGCCUGACCCGGGACGACAAGCUGGGGCCCAAGGACUUCCAGAAGUACCGUGUCAUUGCUAAGCAGGGGAUCCUGCUGGUCCGCUUCAGUGCGCAGGAGCUGCUCUCCCGCCUGGACGCCGCUGUGCUGGCCCUGGCCGAGGGCGGCUUCUGCCCGCAGCCCUCGGAGCUGCUGCAAGCCAGCGAGGUGCCGGCGGUGGUGCUGCAGGAAGCCUUCCGGCAGGAGGUGCUGCCCCACGGGACCAUCAUCCAGGACUGGCAGCCCUUCAAGGCCUCGGAGAGCAACCUGGGCCUGCUGCGGGAGAAGGACCUCUGCUGGGUGGUGGACCAGAAGGCGCGCCCCACCGUGGCCACGCUCAGCACCGGCCCCUUCGCCAUCCCGCUGGGCGAGGGCUGGCUCUACCUCAACAUCGACGCCUUCGGCCGCGACCUGGCCCAGCUCAAGAGCCAGCUCCUCCACCAGCUGCGCCUGCGGGCCCCGCGCCUGCACGGCCGCGUCAUGUGCCAGCUCUUCCUGGAGCCCUCGCUGUGGCUGGAGAUGGCCGCCUUCUGCCAGGCCGGCCUGGGCCUGGAGCUGGCCAAGGACUACACCGAGCAGUACCUGCUGGAGGCCGACAUCUGAGGGCCGGGAGGGAGAGCAGCAGCAGACCACGGCCCCCGCCCCUCGGCCCCCCCGCCCCUCUCCUGCACUCGCCGCCCCUCGGCUGCAACGGCGCACUUUUCUGAGCCUUCUAGCGUGUGAUCCUGGAAAUACUUGCCCCCCCCCCCCCCGAUUCCUUGCAGGCAGAACCCGCCUCCCACCCCUCGAGGAGAACGAGAAAGCAGCCCCCUGCGGGCCCCACCCCGCGCUUCUUGUGCCCCUCCUCCCCACCUCGCCUUGCGGAGGCUGCUCUUUGGCGGCCCUUCAGCGGGCAGCUGACAAGGCCCCCCCCCGCCCCCGCUCGGCCGCUUCACCUUCGCGGUCUCCUCCCUGAACCCCUCAAGGUGGGAGCAGCAGUUGGCUGGUCGGCAAGGAAACCUGGAGAUCCGGGCCCACCUUGUGAAGCCGCCGCCCCGUCCCCCCCUCCAGCGCCCAGCCUCUGGGGACCUCGAUCUCGGCAGGUCUAGGUGGGCGGGCACAGCAGCAGGGGCCGGGCGCCCCCCCCCGGCGCCCCCCACCCCCCUUCUGGCCGCGAGUGGGCGAAGGCGGCGAGGAGCAGCAGCAGCCGCCGGGCCCCUCCUCCCUGCGGCAGGAGCGCAGCAGCGGCAGCAGCCGCCGCCACGUGGGUGAUGGAGCUCCCUCGGUGCUACGGUUGGCAUGGCAGCGGCAGGGGGAGCCUAGCAACCGGCGUGACGCACAGGACGGCGCCUGGCAACCGUUGACGUGGCGAUGGUGCCCAGUGAUGUGGCGACGGACAGAGCGGUUCCAAGGUCAUGCUGACCUCCAGUGCCUACCGAAGGGACCUGGUGGGGGCAGCCCCCUUCCUCCCCCCCCCACCUUAUACCUCGGCCCUGCACUUUCCCUGUUUCUCUAGGGCAGCGUUGAGACCCACUAAUGUGCAAUACUAGAGUCCUGUAAAUGGAGAUAUAUUUAUAAAUGUCUGGGGUGCAAAAGUCAUCUUGGGCCUCCUGACAGUGUCAAGAGCCAUAUUCCAGAUCCCCUGCAGACAAGCCCCCCCCCGCCCCGCCCGCCCGCCAAUGCCUCCUCGCUUCCCGGUUGCUGAAGGCGGCAGCAUCCGGAGGGCACCAGGUGCGCUUGGGGCUGGUCGUGCAUGGCACAGGUGACCUCCCAACGUCUUGGCCUCCUGCGUGAUCCAGAAAUCCAGGCACCAGCAAAGCCUGCGGGAGGCACUUUGCUUCCUCGCCUAAAGCACCCCGCCCAGCUGAUCCCCCCCCCCACUUCUCUACAAGAAAUCAGGACAGGCAGGCUCCCUUAGAGGGACUCUCCCUUCCUGCUCCUUUCCGGAGACUCUUCCUCUGCGCCAGGGAGCGGGGGGGGGGGGCUCCCUCCUGUGUGUGUAUCUCCUCCCAGCUCCCCUUCUGGAAUGCAAGAAUUUCCCCCACCCUCGCAAUAAAACUCUGGCCUGUACCCACA
Hemicordylus capensis (graceful crag lizard) is the source of this 2958-nucleotide messenger RNA. It is a transcript of the gene NAT16, whose product is annotated as N-acetyltransferase 16 (putative). Bases 250 to 1506 code for a protein of 418 amino acids. The record is from RefSeq and is a predicted model, not a curated record. Gene Ontology annotation, molecular function: acyltransferase activity, transferring groups other than amino-acyl groups. NCBI's taxonomy places the organism in Eukaryota, Metazoa, Chordata, Lepidosauria, Squamata, Cordylidae. The transcript is spliced from 5 exons.